GUUGACAUGGCAGAGAAGGAAGUCCCUGAGCCUGUCACCAGGGAUGAGGGAGAUCCUGAGCCUGUACAGGAGAUUGAGAUGGAUGAGGAGGCCCUGCAGGAAAUGGAGAAGGACAUGAGUGAGGAGGAGAGAGAGGACAGAAGAAAGGAGAGCACUCAUUUAAAAGAAGAAGGAAAUGAGCUGUUUAAGAAAGCAGAUUAUGUUGAAGCUGAAGACGUCUAUUCUCGAGCUCUGCAGAAAUGUCCAGCCUUUUACAAAAAAGACCGAUCUGUUUUGUUUUCCAACCGAGCAGCCGCGAGACUGAAACAGGACAAGCAAGAUCUUGCACUAAUAGACUGCACCAAAGCAAUUGAUUUGAAUCCUGACUAUGUCCGCGCCUUACUGAGGAGAGCUGAGCUGUAUGAGAAGACUGAAAAACUUGACGAGGCCUUCGCUGAUUACAAGUCUGUUCUGAAUUUAGAUGCAUCAUGUCGCCAAGCCAGAGAAGCCUGCAUGCGCUUACCUAAACAGAUUGACGAGAGGAAUGAGAAAAUGAAAGAAGAAAUGAUCAGUAAACUGAAGAGUUUGGGAGAUUUAGUUUUAAAACCUUUUGGAUUGUCGACAAACAACUUCCAGGUCAAUCAGGAUGCAGAUACUGGAUCCUACUCCAUCAACUUUGUGCAGAACCAGAGCAAGAGAUGACAUGCAUACAACUGCCACAAUGCCAUUGUCACUCGUAAGGACAGACUUCAGUCUUCAUUGAUCAGCUGCUCCAAAAGAUAGUCACAAAUAUAUCAACGCAUUCGUUUGUGGUGAACUCUGUUAUAAGCAGGCAUCAUAUAUUUACCAACCUGUCUAUAGAGGAGACU
This is a messenger RNA of Nanorana parkeri, 848 nucleotides long. It is a transcript of the gene TTC1, whose product is annotated as tetratricopeptide repeat domain 1. The record is from RefSeq and is a predicted model, not a curated record. The coding region runs from base 7 to 681 and encodes 224 amino acids. Gene Ontology annotation, molecular function: protein binding. The transcript is spliced from 7 exons. Lineage: Eukaryota; Metazoa; Chordata; Amphibia; Anura; Dicroglossidae.